AGUCUGCUGUUCUCUAUCUGCUCGAGUUUCUCCAGCACAGCAGACAAGGCUCAUAUCUGCUGCUCUCGCUCCCCCUGCUCCAGGUCAUUCUCUACCAGCACAAGACAGAAUACACAUCAGCAGGAUGUCGUUCACCAAGAAAACCAGCUACACUGUGAAGUCCUCUUCCUCUGGAUCUGUCCCACGCAGCUUCAGCAGUAUGUCCUAUUCCGGCCCCAGCGCCAGCCGGCAGAGCUACAGUGUGCGCAGCUCCUAUGGAGGUGCCAACCGUGGCAUGGGAGCUGGAAUGGGAGGUGGUAGCUUCAUCAGCAGCUCUUCAGCCUACGGUCUUGGCAUGGGAAUGGGCAUGGGCAUGGGUACCGGUGUCAUAGCACCCAUCCAAGCGGUCACCGUCAACAAGAGCCUCCUGGCACCUCUGAACCUGGAGAUCGACCCCAACAUCCAGGUUGUCCGCACCCAGGAGAAAGAUCAAAUCAAGACCCUCAACAACCGUUUCGCUUCCUUCAUUGAUAAGGUACGUUUCCUGGAGCAGCAAAACAAGAUGCUGGAGACAAAAUGGAGCCUCCUUCAGAACCAGACAGCCACACGCUCCAACAUCGACGCCAUGUUCGAGGCCUACGUCGCCAACCUGCGCAGACAGCUCGACAGCCUUGGCAAUGACAAAAUGAAGCUGGAGGCUGACCUGCACAACAUGCAAGGCCUUGUUGAGGACUUCAAAAACAAGUAUGAGGAUGAGAUCAACAAGCGCACAGAGUGUGAGAAUGAGUUUGUGCUCAUUAAGAAGGAUGUCGAUGAGGCCUACAUGAAUAAGGUUGAGCUGGAGGCCAAACUGGAAAGCCUCACUGACGAGAUCAACUUCCUCAGGCAGAUCUUUGAGGAGGAGAUCCGUGAGCUGCAGUCUCAGAUCAAGGACACCUCAGUCGUUGUGGAGAUGGACAACAGCAGGAAUCUCGAUAUGGACGCCAUCGUCGCUGAGGUCCGCGCUCAGUACGAAGACAUCGCUAACCGAAGCCGCGCUGAGGCGGAGAUGUGGUACAAGUCCAAGUACGAGGAGAUGCAGACAUCUGCAAACAAAUACGGUGAUGACCUUAGAUCAACAAAGACAGAGAUCGCUGAUCUUACCCGCAUGAUUCAGAGACUGCAGUCCGAGAUCGAUGCUGUGAAAGGACAGCGCGCCAAUCUGGAGAACCAGAUCGCAGAGGCAGAGGAACGUGGCGAGUUGGCCAUGAGAGAUGCCAAGGGCCGCAUUAAGGACCUGGAAGAUGCCCUGCAGAGAGCCAAGCAGGACAUGGCCCGCCAGAUUAGAGAAUAUCAGGACCUGAUGAACGUCAAACUCGCCCUGGACAUUGAGAUCGCCACAUACAGGAAGCUCCUGGAGGGAGAGGAGGACAGACUAGCAACUGGAAUCAAGGCCAUCAAUAUCUCAAAACAGAGCACGAGUUAUAGCGCUUAUCCCCUGGAAAGUGCAGGCAGUGGCUACAGCAGCCACUCUAGUUAUUCCAGCGGCUACGGUGGCGGCUACGGUGGCGGCUACAGCUCUGGCGGCUACAGCUCUGGUGGCGGCUACAGUUCUGGUGGUGGCUACAGCUCUGGUGGCGGCUACAGCUCUGGCAGCGGCUACGGUGACACCGUCUCUCAGACCAAGAAGAGCGUUGUGAUCAAGAUGAUUGAGACCAAGGAUGGCAAAGUUGUGUCUGAGUCCUCUGAGGUCGUCCAAGAUUGAGCGAGUCCCCUUCCCCGAUUCUGUCCUCUAAACCUCACGCCUCUUAUGCAUUCCUGACCUUCCCUCUCAAGAGUUAUGGCUGUGGCAGGUCCAAGGCACUAGACAGUUAUGCAGUCAUAAACCAGGUUGUAAAGCAAUAAACCAUUCACACUGACCAAAGAAUUCCAGAGGGACCAAAUACUCUCACUGCUCUUGUCAUGCCUUAAUCCACAUCACUAAAAACUCACACCCUCAGGCCACUGCACAACAAUACUGUCUUCAGAUCUUACCUUGCACAACAUGGCCACAUGUGUAGGCUGGACAAUCCUCGAUGUGCCACUAACAUGAGCUAGCCAUUUAGCUGAAUUGCUCAACAUGCUAAGAAACUGAUUUCCACAUUAACUAUGAAGGGAUAUGUUUGUGUUUGUGCUAAAUUACUAGCAUGUUAGUGGUAGAUCCAUGUGGUUUGCCUAUUUAGUAGAGAAUGUCAUUUCAUUGUACUCUGGUAAUUAAGAGAGAUGUUGCCCAUUGUGUAUCCUGUUUUCUGAGGUGCUGUUUUUGCUACCAAAAUAAAGUGUUUACCUAAAA
Messenger RNA from Sinocyclocheilus anshuiensis, 2290 nucleotides. RefSeq names its product keratin, type II cytoskeletal 8. The record is from RefSeq and is a predicted model, not a curated record. Bases 125 to 1723 code for a protein of 532 amino acids. Gene Ontology annotation, molecular function: structural constituent of skin epidermis. Lineage: Eukaryota; Metazoa; Chordata; Actinopteri; Cypriniformes; Cyprinidae. Gene Ontology annotation, cellular component: keratin filament. Gene Ontology annotation, biological process: intermediate filament organization; keratinization. The transcript has 9 exons.